AAAUUCUAUAUCUAUUCAUUUUCAAUUCUUAUUAUUAUAUAAUAAUAUAAUGUAUGGUUGGAAUCAUAAAUCACUGACACAAAACAAUUCAAGACAAAACACCCAAAACCCAUCUUUUUCUUCAAGUCUUCUUGAUGAAAUUUAUUGUUCAAUGGAUGUCGGUGUUGAAAAAUCCGGUGAGUCUAAGCUCCGGGAAGAUAAUGUUACAAAGAAAAAAAGCCACGUGAGUGGAGGGGGUGGUAGAGGAAGAGGAAGUAGUGCGGUGGAAGAUGAAGGAAUAGCGAGUCUCCGGCGAGCUUUUUUGGUUCAAAAAUGGUUGGAGAUGAUAGCGAAUGCAAAGAACUUGACACAUAGAAAAAGGUCAUCAUCGUUACCGGAUUCUGAUAGAAAAUCGGUAAUUGAUAAUGACCCGUUUUUCUUUGGUUCUGUCUUGAGCCCAUGUGAUACGAGCUCUGACUCAUUUGGUUUCUACGAGUCUAGGCCGCAGAAACCUUCUUGUUUUGGCCCUUUCAAGCCAAAACAUGUAAAAGAUAAUAAAAAACAUGAUCAACAUUUAGAGUUUGGUGGUUAUUGUUCAGAAAAUAACCAAACUAGAGUUGAUCAUGGGGGUUUAAUUAAGUCAAAAGCUCGAGCAUUGAAGAUAUAUGCAAACUUGAAGAAGGUAAGGCAACCAAUUUCACCAGGAGGCCGGCUAACAACAUUUCUUAACUCUCUUUUUACAAAUGGGCAUCAUAUCAAUAAGAAACCGAGAGAUUUGAAUAAUGACAAAAAGAUCGAAACAAUAUCAAAAUCGACACAUGGGUCUACUUGUUCUUCGGCUUCUUCAUUUACAAGAUCAUGUUUAAGUAAAAAUUCUCCACGAACAAGGGAAAAGCUAAACAAUGGGAUCCGAAGGACGGUUAGAUUUUACCCCAUUAGUGUAAUCAUUGAUGAAGAUUGUCGUCCAUGUGGUGAAAAAAUUAUUUGUGAUGAAAAGGAUCUUAUGAAGGUCCAUGUAACGUCGAUGACUCAAAACUUUGAUGACCAAGAGGAAGAAGAUGAUUAUAAUGACGAUGAUACGACAAGUGAUACAAGCUCAGACUUAUUUGAGCUUGAUCACUUGUCUAUUCUUCAGGAAUGUGAAGAACUUCCUGUUUAUGGAACGACCCAUUUUCACACGAAUUGUGCAAUUGCUAACGGGUUAAUUUGCUAGAUUUUAUUGAAGGUUCAUGUUAUUACAUCACAUUAUUCAUUUUCAUUUUCGAUAUGUUAAUAACUUUGACAAGUUUAUUACGUAUAAAAGUGCAACUAU
Molecule: messenger RNA, 1291 nt
Organism: Erigeron canadensis
Lineage: Eukaryota; Viridiplantae; Streptophyta; Magnoliopsida; Asterales; Asteraceae
Product: protein BIG GRAIN 1-like A
Exons: 1
Coding region: 50-1192 (380 amino acids)
Biological process (GO): auxin-activated signaling pathway
Source: RefSeq, a predicted model, not a curated record